Gracilinanus agilis (Agile Gracile Mouse Opossum) is the source of this 2150-nucleotide messenger RNA. It is a transcript of the gene PHAX, whose product is annotated as phosphorylated adaptor for RNA export. Gene Ontology annotation, biological process: snRNA export from nucleus. Gene Ontology annotation, cellular component: nucleus. The coding region runs from base 7 to 1200 and encodes 397 amino acids. The record is from RefSeq and is a predicted model, not a curated record. NCBI's taxonomy places the organism in Eukaryota, Metazoa, Chordata, Mammalia, Didelphimorphia, Didelphidae. The transcript has 5 exons.
CCGAAAAUGGCGCUCGAUGUUCGGGGGAUGGAAGAUGGUGAACUCUCCGAGUCGGAUUCUGACAUGACGGACACGAUAACAAAUAGCGACCAGCCCUUGCAGUCUCCGCAGCCGAAAAUACCAGAUGGCAACAUUUCAUUCAGGCCUUUCCAGAGCAGCAUUUCAGUCUCCCCAGUAUCACAUUAUCGAACUAUUAAGGGUGUAGAAUCAAGUGAGGAAAGCUUUUCUGAUUCAGAUGAUGACAGCUGUCUUUGGAAAAGAAAGAGACAGAAAUGUUUUAAUCCUCUUCCCAAACCAGAGCCUUUUCAAUUUGGACAGAACAAUCAGAAACAGCACAUUCUGGGAGGGAAGAAGAUCAAUAACAUAUGGGGUGCAGUGCUACAGGAACAGAGUCAAGAUGCAGUAGCUAAUGAACUUUGUAUACUGGGAAUGGAGGGCAACAUUGACAAAAGCAGACAGUCAGAGACUUAUAAUUAUUUGCUGGCUAAGAAGUUAAUGAGAGAAUCACAACAACAGACUGGAAAACUAGACAAAGAAUUAGAUGAAUAUAUGCAUGACGACAAAAAACCCAGUCCAAAAGAAGAAGAAAAUGGACCAAGCCAUCUCAAACGUAAACGGCCUAUUAAAGACAGAAUAGGAAACAGAUUAGAAAUGAAUUAUAAAGGUCGGUAUGAGAUUACAGAAGAGGAUCCUGAAGAAAAAGUAGCAGAUGAAAUUUCUUUCAGGCUUCAGGAACCAAAGAAAGAUCUGAUAGCACGCAUAGUAAGAAUAAUUGGAAACAAAAAAGCAAUUGAACUGCUGAUGGAAACUGCAGAAGUUGAACAAAAUGGUGGACUUUUAAUAAUGAAUGGGAGCAGAAGAAGAACACCAGGUGGAGUUUAUCUAAAUCUAUUGAAAAAUACACCAAGCAUCAAUGAAGGACAAAUUAAGGAAAUUUUCUAUAUUGAAAAUCAAAAAGAAUAUGAAAAUAAAAAAGCUGCUAAGAAAAGGAGAGUACAAGUCUUGGGGAAAAAGAUGAAGCAGGCUAUUAAAGGUCUUAAUCUUCAAGAAUACGAUGAUGCAUCUCGAGAAACUUUCGCAAGUGACACAAAUGAGGCUUUGGCUUCUUUGGAUGAUUCACAGGAAGCACAUGGAGAAACAAAGUUAGAUUCAGAAGAAGCCUUUGAGAUUGAUCAUUCUGUUGAUUUGGAGGUCUUUUAAUAACAUCUUUAAUAGCUAGGGGAAUAAAUUUUUCUAAAAAACAAUUGAAGUUAACUUUUUUAUUACACUUUGACUAUUUCGUUUGCCUUUGCACAUGUUACCUAACUAAAAGACAUUUAAUUUUCUGUUUUGAAGAACACUGUAUGUGGGGGAUGAAACUAAUAAGAGAUGUUACCUGUUGUUUUUAAGUCUUGUCUGGCUAAAUAAAAAGCUCAAGUGUGUUGAAGUCAUACUUCUUUUAUCAAUCUAUUGCAUGUGAUAAACUGUAGGCAAGAGUAGUAAUAACUUAAAGCAUGACUGAUAAUAGGAAAUCUGUUUGAAUUUUCUCUCUUAAAAACUCAAUAAGCUACUUUUAGAACUUCUUUAAACAUUCCACCUCUAUUUAAGUUUAGUUUUUCUGAUUUCCUGAGGCCCCUCAGCAACUUAGAGAAGUUAGAAACUCUAAAUUAUAACAUGACCUGACUUUUGCUCUCAAUUCUUUUGUUUUAUUUCACCAACUCGAUUGGGUGAAAAAUAAAAACUUUUCAGGAAGUCUUAGUUUAUCUUGUUACUUUAUUCCAAUAAACAGGGUAAAAUGCUAAUUAUUACUAAGAUAUAUCCCAGACCUGUAGUACACAUUCAGAAAAAUUUUAGAUCUCAAUUUCAACUCUUGCUAAUCAACUUUAGCAAAGUAUCAGAUAUAAUUUCCCAUUUCUUCAUAAAGAAAAAAAAUAAACACUUAAAAUGGUAAAGAGAACAAAGUUUACUGGAAUCGUGAUUUUAGUUUGCAAAUAACUAAAAGUAUAAAGCCAGCAAAAAUGUGCAAGAGAAAAUGAUAUAUAUCUCAUUGUUUUACAAAAUCUUGAAAUACGUUAGUGUUUCAAAUUUGGAGCUAAGUGGGAAGAAGAGAGAUUCUCACAGAUACCUUUUGAUUUGUAAAGCCUGCAAAAAUAAAAUUUGAUUUCUGAUAA